Molecule: messenger RNA, 1260 nt
Organism: Musca vetustissima
Lineage: Eukaryota; Metazoa; Arthropoda; Insecta; Diptera; Muscidae
Exons: 4
Coding region: 1-1260 (419 amino acids)
Source: RefSeq, a predicted model, not a curated record
AUGAAACAUCUUUCAACACAACAGGAAAUUGUUUUAAAACUAAAUUUAUUAGAUUCCCGGGUAACCAGAACCAAGCUUCUAUUGGACUACUAUAGACGGCGCCGAAAUAACUCCAUAAAUAAGCUGCAAAUGUUACAGGUGCAGCAACUACAUUUACUAUGUGCUUUACUGGAUGAACCUCGUCCCUAUCGUACUGUAUGGACAUAUUCCCAAGAGACCAAUUUCUGGGAAAUCGAAGCCCAACAAAUGCCGGAGGAUGUAUUUAAGGACAAAUUUGGUGUAAAUCGCAAAUCAUUCAACAAGCUAUGUGAAUUUUUAACACCAAUGACAAAAUUGGAUAGUGAAUUUCGUAAAUGUAUACCAUUGGACAAGAGAAUUGCCAUAUGCCUAUACGCUUUGAGGCAUUCGACAUUUUAUUCGGAAGUUGGUAGUGUUUUUGGUAUUGGAAAAUCAACGGUAUGCAUUCUAUUGAAAGAACUUAUACAAUUUGUUGUGGAAACGAUGCGGGAGAAAUAUAUGCCAAAGGAGUUUCUAACACCCGAAGUUUUGCGGGAAUGUGUGGGAGGUUUUGAAAAAUUGGGUGUACCACAAUGUUGUGGGGUACUGGAUGGUCAUCGUUUUAAUAUCAGCUGUAACAUGCGUGAAGGUAGAGAUUAUUUAACUCUAUUGGCUUUAGUGGAUCACAAUCACAAAAUCCGCUAUGCUUAUGUGGAUAGCAAUGAUGGCUGGAAUUAUCCUUCAGUUUAUAAUAAAACAGACUUGCCACAAAUGUUCUCCCGUCGUGGCGAAAUACUCAAAACUAUGUCAAAAAAUAUCAACGGUAUUGAAGUUCCGAUUUUCAUGAUUGCCGAUACAUCAUUUAAUCUAUCCGAACAUGUAAUGAAACCUUAUGUCUAUGGCAUUAGUUCUUCAGAUCCGGAGAAAAUCUUCAACAAUAAUUUACAGAAAUGCCAUCAGGUUGUUGGCGAAACAUUUACCCAGUUGAAGGCACGUUUUCGUCGCCUAACAAAUGGUAUACCAUCGAAUAUUGCCAAUGGCCGUAAUACAAUCUACAUUUGUUGUAUUCUACAUAAUUUUUUACUCGAACAAAAUGAUGAAAUUCCCAGCGAAUGGAUUGAGAAGCAGAGUAAUUUAGACAGGUUGCCAAAUAGCAGUGGUUUGCUGCAAGAAUUUGAAACAAUCGAAUUUGAUUUUCGUGCAGAGGAAAUACGCAACUGUUUGGCAAGUUAUAUGUACGAUACACAAUUGAAGACUGAGUAA